UUCCUUUGUGUGGUUUGUUCUUUCCUUGGUUCUGAGUGCAUGCCAGCCCCAGCUCCACUCACUUUUCUACUUUUGGCCUAUCAGAUUUACACUAUCUGCUGUCCUUGUCCUUGGUCCUGAGAGAUGAGUUGAGCUUGUUUCUGCUCAGUUUCCCUAGUUAGAGGAUGAGGGGAGUAUAGGUAGAGGGCUGUGUGAUAUCCUUUUUCUGUGGAGAAGACGGUAGCCUCAAAGGCAGGAGCAGGAAGGGUGCCUUGUCUCCGACAGCAUCCCCGCAGCCUCCUCAGCUAUCCAGUGCUCAUUCGCCACCUGUGAGUGAAAUUUUGGGUUCUGAUCCCCUUUCUCUUCUGAGCAUCCUCAUUCUGUCAUCCUGUCCCACCUUAUGCCCACCCCAGGUACUCAGAGGUUGUGGUGACCCCAGGGCACGUUUGGAGUCAAGUAUAGACCUACCCCAGUCUCUUGACCCCCCCACUUUUAGAUCCUCUUCCUUAGGAAGGUAAUUGGGCAGAACUGUGUGUGUGUGUGUGUCUGUGUAGGGGACGGGGUAGCGAAAGAACCACAGUGGAACCAUGCCCGCCCGUUCUGUCCUCCCUGUCGUCUCCCCCCCCCCCCCCCCCUUUUCCGGCUCCCCUUUGGUGGACGCCUCCAUUACCUUUUCUCAGCUUUACGCUGCGUGGUCCCACAGCCAUUGCCUUUUUAAGAGAGGCCCCGCCCACGCGGAGGGGGUGGGCCAGGGGCGGGGCUGAGGAACUGGGGAAGGAACAAAGCGCGGCCUGCGGGCGGCGGCUGCGCUCGGCCGGCGGGGCCGCAGGGUGCGGGGCCUGCGGGCGGCGGCCCAAGCGGAGCGUUGGGGGGAAGGAAGCGGCAUCGCCGUCCGCGCCGUCCCGGCCAUGAAUGGGCUGCCGUCGGCCGAGGCUCCGGGCGGCGUCCUGGCUGGGCUCCCGCCGCUGCCGCGCGGCCUCAGCGGCCUCCUUAACGCGAGCGGGGGCUCGUGGCGGGAGCUGGAGCGCGUCUACAGCCAGCGCAGCCGCAUCCACGAUGAGCUGAGCCGGGCCGCCCGCGCCCCGGACGGGCCCCGCCACGCCGCUGGCGCCGCCAGUGCGGGACCCGCCGCCGGCCCUCGUCGACCGGUCAACCUCGACUCGGCACUAGCCGCGCUGCGCAAAGAGAUGGUGGGGCUGCGGCAGCUGGAUAUGUCCCUGCUGUGCCAGCUGUGGGGCCUGUAUGAGUCAAUCCAGGACUACAAGCACCUGUGUCAAGACCUGAGUUUAUGCCAGGACCUGUCGUCCUCCCUGCACUCGGACAGCUCCUACCCACCCGACACCGGCCUAUCUGAUGAUGAUGAGCCUCCUGAUGCCAACCUGCCCCCUGAUCCGCCACCCCUUACUGUGCCCCAGACACACAAUGCCCGUGACCAGUGGUUGCAGGAUGCCUUCCACAUCAGCCUCUGAAGAGCUGGGGGAUGGGUGGGCAUGCACCCAUGUAAAAGGCUCAGAAACUCACCCCUCAGCAAGUCCUCAGAUUAGUGCCUGCUUUCCCAUACCGCCUCACCUCACAGGAGGGCAAGACCUGUGCCCCUCAGAGGCAAAACUGCCAACCCCCUCUGUCUUGGAUUAGCUGGCACUGGUGUGGACACCUAGGUUAUAGCCUCUGCCAGUGGCACUGGGCCUCCACUUCUCCCACAUGUGUGCACCCCCAGCUUGGCCAACCCUCAGUAUGGCGGUAGGGCCUCCCCUUGGCAUCUCUGGGAUCGGGAUGAGUGCCUGGCUCCCAUCUCCUUUUCACCUUUUGCUGCUCAAUGCAGCUGCUGGCUCAGGGGCUCAUCUCUGGUCCCUGGGUUUCACCGCCCCGGACCAAGGCUCCAGGACCCGAAUCUAAAUCCACCCACGGCCAGGAUGGCCAAGGCCCCAUGCUGGAUAUUUAAGUUUAGGGGCCAGCCCCCUGGGUGCGUAGAUAAAUAAAUGCUCUCUCAGCGUUGUGUUC
This is a messenger RNA of Cynocephalus volans (Philippine flying lemur), 1980 nucleotides long. It is a transcript of the gene FAM89B, whose product is annotated as family with sequence similarity 89 member B. Gene Ontology annotation, biological process: establishment of cell polarity; negative regulation of transforming growth factor beta receptor signaling pathway; negative regulation of SMAD protein signal transduction. Lineage: Eukaryota; Metazoa; Chordata; Mammalia; Dermoptera; Cynocephalidae. The coding region runs from base 888 to 1448 and encodes 186 amino acids. Gene Ontology annotation, molecular function: transcription corepressor binding. The record is from RefSeq and is a predicted model, not a curated record. The transcript has 2 exons. Gene Ontology annotation, cellular component: lamellipodium; cytoplasm.